Molecule: messenger RNA, 1053 nt
Organism: Gordionus sp. m RMFG-2023
Lineage: Eukaryota; Metazoa; Nematomorpha; Gordioida; Chordodea; Parachordodidae
Exons: 6
Coding region: 1-1053 (350 amino acids)
Cellular component (GO): nucleus
Molecular function (GO): DNA binding
Source: RefSeq, a predicted model, not a curated record
AUGUCACCUAGGGGUAAAGCUGUUAUGGGUAAAACGAUAAGAGGAUUUGCAUAUCAGCUUGCUAAAGAAUAUGGCAAAUCUUUCCCAGAAAGCUGGACAACUAAUGGUAUGGCUGGAGAGAACUGGUUUAUGGGGUUUAGAAAACGACAUUCCCAACUUUCGAUUCGUACCCCUGAAGCUACUAGUCUAGCAAGACUAUAUAAUUCUUAUAACUUUGAACCACAUAAUAUAUGGAAUGCAGAUGAAAGUGGUUUCACCACCGUUCAAACUCCUGCAAAAAUUAUAGCACAGAAGGGUGCCAAACAAGUCGGCUCUAUAACGUCAGGAGAAAGAGGAACGUUAGUUACAAUAUGUUUAGCCAUCAAUGCUAUAGGCCAUAGCAUUCCACCAUUUUUUAUUUUUCCAAGAAAACGAUACAAAGAUCACUUUAUUCGUGAUGGGCCUAUUGGAUCUAAGGGUGUGGGAAACACAUCGGGUUGCAUUGCAUCCAAUGAGAAAAAUGUCUUAUUAAUCUUAGAUAACCAUAGCUCUCAUUGUUCAAUUUCCGUUAUAAACUAUUGUCGCUCCAAUGGGAUUGUUAUUCUAACACUUCCACCACAUUGCUCGCAUAAACUCCAACCAUUAGACAAAGCAGUUUAUGGGCCAUUGAAAAAGUUUUAUAAUGGAGCUAUUGACACAUGGAUGAGAAAUCAUGUGGGGCAACAAUUUCAGAUUUAUGAUAUUCCAGGAGUGUUAAAAAAUGAAAUACCAAGGGCAGUGACACCAAAUAAUAUAUUAAAUGGGUUCUUAGCAUGUGGCAUAUUUCCUUUAAACCCAAAUAUAUUUACAGAACAAGAUUAUAUCUGCUUGACUCAAAAUCUUACAGUGACUCAAAAUAAUGAUAGUGAUUUAUCUAUAUUAUUGAACGAAAAUGUUCCAGAUGAUAUUGAUGAACCCUAUCAUGAUAUUCGCGAGGGCGAUGAAUGGCUAAAAUGUACAAUGUGCCUUGAAUGGGCACAUUCUAAAUGUGCUAAUUAUGAUAAUUAUUUUACAUGUCCUUAUUGUAUCGAUUAG